Molecule: messenger RNA, 2329 nt
Organism: Thermothelomyces thermophilus ATCC 42464
Lineage: Eukaryota; Fungi; Ascomycota; Sordariomycetes; Sordariales; Chaetomiaceae
Exons: 2
Coding region: 489-2114 (541 amino acids)
Biological process (GO): tRNA 3'-terminal CCA addition
Molecular function (GO): RNA binding; ATP:3'-cytidine-cytidine-tRNA adenylyltransferase activity
Source: RefSeq, a predicted model, not a curated record
GCCUUGUCUUGGCCUGGUGAACCAGUCACCUUAUGAAGUCGGAUUCUUUUGUAUGUGGAAAGUCACCAGGUUGAUGCCUCCACCGAGUGGAAAUACAGCUGCACGAACACCAAGUUAGAUUCUGAGCCCCGGGAAACCGAUCGAAACCUUGGGAAAGCACGACUCAUCGCUGACAAGAAAUUUGGGAAUUAAAAAUAAGAAGUUGUAAAAAAAAAUGAGCGACACGUGAACAUAACAACUUCUCGAGCACGCAAAUGUUGACUCGUCUGAUCCGACUGAGAGCACUCCGGAUGUCAAGCCCACUUACUCCCAGGAAGCGCAAGUUUGACCAGACCUCCAUCUCGGCCCAAGCCGCCGCCGAGAGGCCUCUCACCACAGCUCCCAAACCUGCACCUCAAGCCGCAACCCCAACCAUAAUAAGCACGAGCACAACAAGCAUACCCACAACCAAGACUACGGCCGCCAUUGCGAUGACGACUACGUCCGCCAUGGCCGCCGCCAGCAACCCACGCCCCACCAUCACCCCCACCAUCACCCUCACCCUCACCCCUCGGGAAGAACAACUCAGAGCUCUGCUCCUGGGCGCGGCCAAAUUCAUCGACGACCGGGACCUUGGAUCCUCCCGGGAAAGCGCAGCACCGCCGGGGCGGGAGCCGCUGGUGCUGCGGUGGGCAGGAGGUUGGGUGCGCGACAAGCUGCUGGGGACGGAGUCGCACGACAUCGACACGGCCAUCAACGCCAUGACGGGGGAGGCGUUCGUGGACGGGCUGCGGGCGUACUGCGACGAGCCGGACCGGCGGGAGCGGCACGGGCUGCGCGCCGAGGACGUCGGGCGCCUGCACACGGUGCCGCGCAACCCGGACAAGUCGAAGCACCUGGCCACGAGCACCAUCCGCCUGUGCGGGCUCGACGUCGACUUUGUCAACCUCCGCCGCGAGACCUACACGGAGGAGAGCCGCAACCCGACCGUCGAGUUCGGCACCGCCGAGGAGGACGCCCUCCGCCGCGACGCCACCGUCAACGCGCUCUUCUACAACCUGCACACCGGCCAGGUCGAGGACCUGGUCGGCGGCCUGGCCGACCUCGGGCACCGCCUGAUCCGCACCCCGAUGGACCCGCUGCAGACCUUCCUCGACGACCCGCUGAGGGUGCUGAGACUGGUGCGCUUCGCCAGCCGCCUGGGCUUCCGGAUCGACCCUGCCGCCGAGGAGGUCAUGGCGGACGAGAGGGUGCUCGGUAUGCUCAAGGUCAAGAUCUCGAGGGAGCGGAUCGGGGUGGAGCUGGAGAAGAUGCUAAAAGGCAAACGGCCCGUCGAGGCGCUGCGCCUGAUCGAUAGGCUCGGGCUCUACCACGCCGUGUUUACGGAUCCCGAGCGGGCGGACAUGCCCAAGCCGGAGACGGCGAGCUGGAAGUCGGCAUACGAGUGCCUGGAUUUCCUCGAGGUAAACAAAACCCCCGGCUCCAUCUACGACCUGCUCGUCACCAGCGAGGAAGCACGGUACUACGGCUGGGCCUUGGCGACCCUCACCCCCUGGGAGCAGCUGCCGGACGAUCCGCCGCUGAGCUCGGGGAAGCCUGCGCUGCCGCUCCCGACGCAGGCGGCCAGGGAGGGCUUCAAGGCGCCCAACAAGCUGAGCGACGUAAUCACGGCUGCGCACCGCCACCGCCCGGCCAUCCUGCGGCUGAGGGACAUUGUCCGGGACAGGAGGGAGGGCCUCGACGAGCGGGACCGGUUCGGCAUGGCCAUCAGGGACUGGGACAGCCGCGGCGGCAACUGGCGGCUGCAGGUGCUGUUCGCCAUCCUCGUGGACCUGGCCGAGCGCGUCGCGCCGGCAGGUGAGAAGGGAGGAAGCGCCUCCCGGGACGACGUGCUGGCCGAAUGGCAGCGGUUUCUCGACCACCUCGUCGAACUGGACGUGAUGAACGCUCCCUCGAUCAAGCGGCUGGUCGACGGCAAGAUCCUGGCCAAGGAGCUGGGGGUCAAGCCUGGGAGAUGGACGGGGCCGGCCCUGGACGUAGCGCUGGCAUGGCAGUUGCGGAACCCGGGGGUCGAGGACCCGGCAGGGGCCAUCGAGGAGGUGCGGCGCAGAAGAGAGGAAUUGGGCAUUCCUUAGACUAUAACUAUGUACGUAAAACACGGCGCUGAACAGGCUCGGGGGUUAUGAUUUGUCCAAUAUCAGGUCACACUAAAGCAAUGGUGAUGGAAGUAACAGAAUCGGGCUUCCUUUUGGCUCCCAGUUGUUCUUUUUUUCUUUUUUUUCUGUGUUCUUAUUCUGUGUACGAGAUUCGCUCCAAGCGAGCGUCGCUGCGCGCCUUGUUUAAAACCUGG